AGAGAUGCAAAAUUCUGCCUGUCAAACAAAUACAUUUUUAUACAAACAGGUUAAUGUUUUUAUAGAAUUUGAGAAUACUAUAUUAUUAAAAUGACUAUGUUUUUAUUGUCGAAUAAGUGAGCGUUGUUCGGGCAAAUCAAAAUACUUUUUAAGUUACAAGCUACCUUCACAAGCCACAAUAAUUUAACGAAGUGUGGUGUCUGGUGAAGACUUAGGUUUGUGUAAGGUUGAAGCUUUUAUCAGGAAUCAUGGCUCUAAGAACUUACGGCGAUAAGCCGAUAAGUUUUCAAAUUGAAGAGGGCGGUGAAUUUUACUGCGUUGGAUCUGAGGUUGGCAAUUACCUGCGGUUAUUCCGUGGGUCUCUUUAUAAGAAGUACCCUGGCAUGGCCAGGAGAACCCUCACUAAUGAAGAGCGGAAACGAUUAGUGGACAACGGACUGGGGCCUCAUGUUCUCACCAGCUCAGUAUCAUUACUCAAGGCAUCUGAAGUGGAAGAUAUUAUUGAAGGAAAUGAUGAGAAAUACAAAGCAAUAUCUGUCAGUCAAGAGAUGGCAACUCCAAGAGAAAGCAAGAGUAAGAAGCCACACAAUCCAUCAUGGAUGCCAGUUAUGCCAAACUCCUCUCACUUGGAUGCAGUUCCACAGGCCACACCAAUCAGUAGGACAAGAGUUCAUAAUAAAAAGGUGCGCACUUUUCCUCUCUGCUUUGAUGAUACUGAUAUGACAGCAAUGCUUGAAAAUGCAUCACAAAAGCAGAUACUUGUACCAAUCAGGUUAGAUAUGGAAAUAGAAGGGCAGAAACUGAGGGAUACAUUUACAUGGAAUAAGAAUGAGUCUAUAAUUACUCCUGAGCAGUUUGCUGAGGUGUUGUGUGACGAUCUUGAACUGAACACAAGCACUUUCAUACCAGCCAUAGCGACGUCCAUCCGUCAGCAAAUUGAAGGUUACCCCAGUGAACCGCCAGCUAUCUUGGAGGAGCAAUCUGAUCAAAGGGUCAUCAUUAAGUUGAAUGUACAUGUUGGGAAUACAUCACUUGUGGAUCAGGUUGAGUGGGACAUGUCAGAAAAGGAGAAUAACCCAGAGCAGUUUGCAAUGAAGCUGUGCGCGGAGUUGGGUCUGGGAGGGGAGUUUGUGACGGGCAUCGCUUACAGUGUGAGGGGACAGCUGAGCUGGCACCAGCGCACUUAUGCCUUCAGUGAAGCACCGCUGCCUGUCGUUGAGACCCCAUACCGCCAGCCGUCGGACGCGGAGCAGUGGGCCCCCUACCUCGAGACCCUCACCAACGCCGAGAUGGAGAAGAAGAUCCGCGACCAGGACAGGAACACGCGGCGCAUGCGGCGCCUCGCUAACACCACACCCGAUGUAUCGUUGAGCCGUGCCGUCAACCGUUUGAUCCGGGCCGACGAAGCUCUGUUCCAGACUACGCCCGAAAAGAGGAGGAAAAAGAUAUAAUCACCCAUCUGUACUAUAAGAGCGAUGCCCCAUUAGCGCAUUGUGUUACGUUGCUGCGUCGUUUUCCAUUUAUUAUAAAUUAGCAAACGCUCACGACUUCGUCAGUGUGAAACCCUAACCCUAACCUGCCUACUCCCACCCUACCAACCUACCUACCUAACCUAACCUUUUUUUUCCUC
This is a messenger RNA of Bicyclus anynana (squinting bush brown), 1630 nucleotides long. It is a transcript of the gene Snr1, whose product is annotated as SWI/SNF-related matrix-associated actin-dependent regulator of chromatin subfamily B member 1-A. Gene Ontology annotation, biological process: chromatin remodeling; regulation of transcription by RNA polymerase II. The transcript is spliced from 8 exons. The record is from RefSeq and is a predicted model, not a curated record. NCBI's taxonomy places the organism in Eukaryota, Metazoa, Arthropoda, Insecta, Lepidoptera, Nymphalidae. Gene Ontology annotation, molecular function: transcription coregulator activity. Bases 249 to 1451 code for a protein of 400 amino acids. Gene Ontology annotation, cellular component: nucleus; nuclear chromosome.